AUGGGGAAGACAGGGAGUAAAGUUCUCAGAGAAACAUCUCUGGAUGGAGUUCAGCCACAGCCAACUCCAGCAGCUGCCAUAGAAGCACUCACCAAAAACAGUAAGAUGAAGGUGAAAUGGACCCAGCUUGGCCUGAUCUUCUUCCUUCUACUUUCCCUGGUCAUGACUGGCUGCUUUAUCUGGCAGUAUCAGCUGCCAAAGUUACUGCCAGAUGAAGAUAUAGGGAGAAAUUCCAAAUCUGAGCAGAUGUGUCCCAGAUUCCCUGAGCCCACACCUUUGGAGCAUCCCAUUCCCAGCUUAAAGGAAGCACUGGAAAAGGUGGACAGUCUUUUGCGUCAAAGCAUUAACCCCAAGAGUUUGCCUGCAAUAUCAGCCAUAGUCAUCUACAAUGACACCGUUCUCUGGACUGGAAACUUUGGCAAAAGGAAUGGUAGCGACCCCCUUUCAGCACCUCCAAAUGAAUACACCAUCUACAGGAUUGCUAGCCUCUCCAAGAUCUUCCCCACACUGAUGCUGUACAAACUGUGGGAGGAUGGUAAAAUUAGCUCCCUGGAUGACCCGCUUGAGAAAUACGUGGAGAAUUUCACCAUCAAAAACCCCUUGGGCAAGACACGAGAUUCAGAGCUCAAAUAUGUGACAGACGGCCUGAUUUUUUUGGACAGUGGCGAGGUGCAGAUCAGAUCAUCUUCUGUCACAUUGCGUAGAAUGGCCAGUCAGCUCUCUGGUCUACCAAGAAGGCUUCGGGCAACCAACCUCCUGUGGAAGGGUAAAACUCAAGCUGCCAUCAACCUUCUCCAGGAUGAUGUGCUUGUUGCAGAUCCAGGAACCAAAUGUCACUACAGUAAUUUGGCUUUCUCCCUGUUGGCCCAUGUCAUGGCUGAACGAGUCGUGGGUGUGGACUACCAGCGAUGGAUCUCUGACAACAUCCUUAACCGUUUGGGGAUGGAGGACACAGGCUUUGACAUCACCCCUGGUAUCCAGAGUCAAAUGGCUAUCGGCGUCUACUCCAGUGGCCAGCCUGCACCCCUGUAUGAUUUGGGCUGGUACAGACCUUCUGGUCAGAUGUUUUCCACUGCUGCUGAUUUAGCUAAACUGGCCAUGGUGCUGCUGGGAGCCUACCACCGCAAACUCCUAGAACCGGACACCCUCAAGAUCAUGUUAGCACCCCUCUUUCGGUGUGACAAGGACUACUUUGCUAACCGCACAGGCACUCCUUGGGAGGUGAAUGAGCAACUAGGCUAUGAGGUUGCACGUAAAGAUGGGGAUCUGGAUGGUUACUCUGCCACCUUCUCCCUGGUGCCCCGAUUAAAGCUGGGCUUUGUGUUGCUAAUGGCAGGCACUAGGCCUCAAAACCAGGACAUUGUGGCCAAGACCUACUCUCACAUCAUCCCUGCCAUGGAGAGGGCUUUCCGUGAAGCCAAGCGCACCCUAAUCCCUCCCCCAAACCCAGCCCCUUACGUGGGCUUUUACACCUAUGGGAACAUAACAUUUUAUGAGAUAAGAGCAGGGCCUGAUGGAAUUUUGUCCAUGCAGCAGUUUGGGCCCCAAAUUGAGGACCUGAUCCCUGAGAGGUACCGGACAAUAAAGCUGAACUACCUUGUGGAUCGAGUUUUCAGAGUGGUGUUUGAGAAGGAGUACCCGUGUGUCUUACGAGUCAGCACAGCCUCUGUGUCGCUGGAGGCCCAAGAUGGGCAGCUCUUUAACUUUUACAUGUUUGACAAGAAAGGUGUAUCUCCAGGCUUUGACGCACCUGGCUUGAACACUUAUAACGUAGUCAGAAUAGCUCGAAGACCUACGUUCUCUAAUUGA
Molecule: messenger RNA, 1809 nt
Organism: Chanos chanos (milkfish)
Lineage: Eukaryota; Metazoa; Chordata; Actinopteri; Gonorynchiformes; Chanidae
Gene: lactbl1b
Product: lactamase, beta-like 1b
Exons: 7
Coding region: 1-1809 (602 amino acids)
Source: RefSeq, a predicted model, not a curated record